AUGCAGUUUCAGGAUAUGUAUUCUCAAACCCUUUUGGUCGCCUUUGUUGUUGUCGUUGUCACGACAACAGCAGUGAAUGCGGAGAUAUUUACCUCCUCGCUAAAAGUGGAAAGGAUGGUGAUGGAAGAGGAACACCUUCUGACGGAGUUUAAACGUUACAUCGACAUCCAGUACGAAAAGUUGAAAGCGUUUUCCAAUUUUUACUCGGACCGCCUGCGUGACGUCAGACUGCGCAAAAAGGCAGACUUGAACCUAAAACAUCCAAACUCUGUCUACAAGAUUAUCAAGCGGUUUGCCACCGACUAUGCUGGUGUGCUCGGUGAUCAGUUUGCUAUCAACUUGCAGAACGUGUACAACCUGAACGCGCUAGACAUGGCCAGGGGAGAUUACCUCGGCUACCAGGGCCCGCAACUGGAGGUUGACGACGCUUACGAAAUCGCACAAACGGCAUUUACAG
Messenger RNA from Candidula unifasciata, 457 nucleotides. NCBI's taxonomy places the organism in Eukaryota, Metazoa, Mollusca, Gastropoda, Stylommatophora, Geomitridae. The record is from the annotation of a GenBank genome assembly.